Messenger RNA from Cryptomeria japonica (Japanese cedar), 2076 nucleotides. RefSeq lists its product as uncharacterized. Lineage: Eukaryota; Viridiplantae; Streptophyta; Pinopsida; Cupressales; Cupressaceae. The coding region runs from base 990 to 1976 and encodes 328 amino acids. The transcript is spliced from 3 exons. The record is from RefSeq and is a predicted model, not a curated record. Gene Ontology annotation, molecular function: protein dimerization activity.
AUGUGGACAUUAUAAAACAACUUCUGGGAGGUGGGGGAUUCCGUUGGAAAUGCCAUGGAUGUGAUAUUGAACGUAGUAGUUCAUAUUAUCGGGUGGUAGGUCAUUUGUGCGGAAUAAAAGGAAGAGGCAUCAAAAAAUGCCCUGGAAAAAAUGGUAAACCUAUACCGGAUGAGAUAGUGAUGAAAUAUAUUAGGGAGCAUGAGGCGGCAGAAGAGAGGGAAGCUCGUAGAUUGAACCAAACCGCAUCAAGGAAAACAAGGGGAAUGCAAGGCCCUUCUAAUCCCAGUAUUGUAGUAGAAGACCACCCCUUCUUUGCCACAAAUGAACCUCAAAGUGAACCACCCUUGACACGUAAAAGAACAAAGGGGCCUUUAGAAACCGGAUUCCAAAAUGAGAGUAGAGACAAUGCUGAUCAAGAUAUAGUAAGGUGCAUUUAUGCAAAUGGGCUGUCAUUCAAUGUUGUUCGCUCCCCAUAUUGGAAGCAAAUGAUAAAAAGUGUUAAUGAGGCACCAAGAGGGUAUAAGGGCCCCAGUUAUGAGAAGGUACGUGGAACAUUAUUGGAGAAAGAGGUGAAGAGGGUUGAAGAUGCAUUGAAACCCAUAAGGGAUUCAUGGGUUGAGACAGGUGUAACAAUUGUUUCAGAUGGGUGGAAAGAUGCUAAAAACCGUCCCUUGAUCAAUGUCAUAGCGGUGUCCCCUAAAGGGGCAAUGUUUUUGAGAGUUGUGGAUUGUGAGGGCCAAAUAAAAGAUGGCCAAUUUAUUGUAGAAAUUCUCAUCUUUGCCAUUGAGUCUGUGGGACCUCGCAAUGUUGUCCAAGUCAUAACGGACAAUGCAAAAAAUUGUAGAGCUGCUGGUUUGUUGGUUGAGCAAUGCUAUGUUCACAUCUUUUGGACACCUUGUGCGGUACAUUCACUCAAUCUUAUGCUACAAAGGAUUGGGCAAAAAAUAAAAUGGAUCAGAGAUGUGUAUGUAGAGGCUGAGGACAUCUAGAUGUUCAUCACAAACCACCACAUGUCUCAAGGGAUUUUUAGAACCUAUUCGAAUUUGGAGCUAUUGAAGGUUGCUGAGACCCGUUUUGCAUCAAACACAAUCGUCUUAAGACGACUUGUGAAAGUUAGAGUGGCACUAUGCAAUAUGGUGAUCAACACCAAUUGGACUGUAUGGAAGCAAAGUAGCACUGAGAGGGCAGAAAAAAUUAGGGAUAGAAUAUUGAAUGAGAAAUGGUGGGACCUUGUUACAUAUCUCCUAAGUAUCACUGAGCCCAUCAUGAGCAUGAUUCGCUAUAUAGACAUGGAUAGGCCUUGCAUAGGUGAGAUUUAUGAUGGCAUUGAUUCAAUGCUUGAAAAAAUAAAGGUCACUAUAAAUGAAAAAGAGAAUGAUCCUCAGGAGAAAUUCUUCAAAGAACUGGAAGUAAUUAUUGUAGAGAGGUGGAAUAAGAUGACCACUCCUUUGCACCUUCUUGCCUAUGCCUUGACACCUAAGUACUAUAGCAAUCAGUUUCUUGAUAAACCAGGAAGGAUUCCACCAUGGAGAGAUCUAGAAGUAUCUGAUGGGUAUAAGGCAGCAUUUCUUAGACUAUAUCUUGAUGAUGAUUUGCGAGAUGUUGUUACAAAUGAGUUCAUAGAAUUCGCAAAUGGGAAUGGUCUAAGUGUUGAUGCACUUCGUCAUAGAUCCAAGAAAGAUGCUCAUAGUUGGUGGUACUUCCAUGGCACAUGCUUCCAACACCUACAACCCCUCGCUAUAAAAGUUUUAUCGCAAGUUGCUAGUUCAUCUGCUUCUGAAAGAAAUUGGAGCACAUACUCUUUCAUCCACUCAGUAAAGCGCAAUAGGCUGCUAUCAAAAAGAGCGGAGAAUUUAGUAUAUGUGCAUUCCAACCUAUGUCUUCUUUCACACAAACAACAUGACUACACACAAGGGGAAACAAAGAUGUGGGAUAUAGAGCCAGAGCAUACUGAUUUGGAUGCUCUUGCUUCUUAGCUUCUUGCAUUGACACUUGAUGACUCGGAAAUUGAGCCAACUUAUAGUGCAAGUGCAAGUGGCAUUGGCUCAUGUAAUGUCAAUGUCAAUGUCAAUGAGG